AGAGAAUAGAAAACACAGCUAUGUUUCAGCAUGAUGGCUUCAUUAAGAACCAAGUCUCUCCUAAGCUUUACUGGUGCUCCUGGAAGUGCAGUGCAGUUCCUCCUUAGACGGAAUUUCUUCUGUAGUUUUGAUACCAUGUGAUUCCAGACUGAAAAAUAAGACAGGGAGAGUAGUUUAGAUCAGCAAUGUUUUGAUUAGAAAAUCAAUCAUGCUUCUUCCUAAGAGCAGCAUGGCCAGCAGGACCAGCGCAGUGACCGCCAAUGCUGAGGCCACACCUUGAGUGCUGUGUCCAGUUCUGGGCCCUCAUGACAAAAGGGACAUUGAGGGACUCCCUGACAUGGAGAAGCUCCCAGCUGCCAUGUCUGCUGCUGGAUACCGUAACUCUAGGCCAGAUCUCCCGCUUUAUAAAUAUGCUCCGGUGUUCCAGUGCACCACCGCCCUCGUGUGAAAACUACUGUGAGAAGAGUUCACAGACCAACGACACUAAAAGACAAUUUCUUCUAGAACGGCUACUGGAUGCAGUUAAACAGUGUCAAAUACGAUUUGGAGGAAGAAAGGAAAUUGCUUCAGACUCUGAUAGCAGAGUGACAUGUUUGUGUGCUCAGUUUGAAGCUGUGUUCCAGCAUGGCCUGAGGAGGAGCCGGGGAUUAGCACUCACAGCAGCAGCAAUCAAACAGGCAGCAGGUUUCUCCAGCAAAACUGAAACAGAGCCAGUGUUCUGGUAUUAUGUGAAAGAAGUGCUGAACAGACACGAGCUGCAGCGCUUCUACUCUCUGAAGGCCAUCACUACCGACAUUGGCAGAGGCCGGGCUUGGCUGCGCUGUGCUUUGAAUGAACAUUCCCUUGAAAGAUAUGUUCAUAUGCUGCUGGCAGAUAAGAAUCGCCUCAGUGUCUUCUAUGAAGACUGGUCUUUUAUGAUGGAUGAAGAACGUUCCAGUAUGAUCCCUACGAUGGCAGCUGGUCUGAACUCCAUUCUUUUUGCUAUCAACAUUGAUAAUAAGGAUUUAAAUGGGCAGAGCAAAGGCACACCCACUGUGUCAGAUUUGUUAAAGGAAUCCACACAAAAUGUAACUUCCUUGUUGAAAGAAUCCACUCAGGGUGUCAGCAGCCUCCUGCGGGAGAUCACUGCCUCAUCUGCAGUCUCGAUUCUCAUAAAACCUGACCAGGACUCUGACCCACUGCCUGUUCUGCCGAGGAACGUAAAUGCUGAUUUGAAAUACAAAAAAGAUCGAAAAAAGAAGAAGAGAGUGACAAAUAUUAUCUCAUUUGAUGAAGAAGAAGAUGAGCAAAACUUGGGGGAUGGCACAAAGACUCUGAUUACAGGAGAAAGUUCAGAGGAGAGUGUAGACAGAUCUUCAGUUCUUGCAUUGUCCUCAUCUGAAAGCACUCUUGGAAAAAAUCUGAAUGGGAGUGAGGGUAGCCAUUCGUGGAAGAACAAUUCAGUGUUUAUGAAUGGAGAGUAUGAAUACCAGAAACUGGAUGUGAAGAGCAUUGACGAUGAAGAUGCAGAUGAGGAUGAGCUGUAUGGAAAAUCAUUAGGAAACAAAAGCACAGGAGGUGGAACUGAAGCUUCUGAAAAGCCUCAUGAAAUAGUCACAUGCAAUUCCCAGCUAUGCAGUUGGAGUCCUCUGCAGGUCCUGAAUGAUGACUCAGAUGUUCUAUUUCCUGUCAGUGCUGUUGGCUCUUACUCCCAAACAGAUAACUUGGAGAAUGGAGAGGGGCAUGAACAUGCUGUUCAUCCGGUAGAACUGGUUCCAAGGAGAGCUGAUCUUCCUUACAGAGUGGAAGUCAGUCCUCCAGCUCAAGUGAAUACUUUAAGCAGUAUGUUGCCUUCAGCCACUGUGCCAGAAUCCAUGACAAUUAAUGAACUUCGUCAAGCUAUUGUGGCCAUGAUGAAUAGAAAGGAUGAACUGGAAGAGCAGAAUAGAUCCCUGCGAAAUCUGCUUGAUGCAGAGAUGGAGCAUUCUGCAGCACUGAGGCAGGAGAUGGAGAACUGCAGAAGGAAGGUGGCAGAGCAGGAAGAGCGACAUGCCACCAAAGUCCAAGCCUUGGCACGAGAAAAUGAGGUGCUGAAAGUGCAGCUUAAGAAGUACGUAGGAGCUGUCCAGAUGCUCAGAAGAGAAGGUCAAACAGUGGAAGUUCUGCCAAAUAUUUGGAACACUGAUGGUGAAUUUACAAUUCCAGAGCAAAAGCAAGUAGAAGACAAUGAGGAACUGGCCAGCUCUUACGAAAGGAAAUUGAUUGAGGUGGCUGAAAUGCAUGGGGAGCUGAUUGAAUUCAAUGAGAGGCUGCACCGUGCUCUGAUGGCCAAGGAAGCUCUGGUGUUCCAGAUGAGACAAGAACUAAUUGAUCUGAGAGGGCCAGUCCCUGGAGAUUUGAGCCAAACAUCUGAAGAUCAGAGCUUGUCAGAUUUUGAAAUAUCAAAUCGUGCUCUUAUUAAUGUUUGGAUUCCCUCAGUCUUUCUACGUGGAAAAGCUGCCAAUGCAUUCCAUGUUUAUCAGGUUUAUAUCAGGAUAAAGGAUGAUGAGUGGAAUGUCUAUCGACGGUAUGCGGAGUUCAGAAGCUUGCAUCAUAAAUUACAGAAUAAGUACCAGCAAGUCAGGACUUUCAACUUCCCACCAAAAAAGGCCAUUGGAAACAAGGAUGCAAAGUUUGUAGAAGAGCGACGCAAGCAGCUACAAAAUUACCUAAGGAAUGUAAUGAACAAAAUUAUUCAAACUGUGCCAGAAUUCACAGCCAAUCCCAAAAAAGAGACACUUAUUCAGCUGAUGCCCUUUUUUCUGACACAGCCCUGGGCAGCCUUGUGGGGAUCUCCAGCAACCUUGGUGCCUUCCAACCUCAAAUUGUCUGUGAAACUCGAGGAUAAUCUUAACUCGAGCUGCGUUUUACACCCACCCUGCACAAAGAAGUGUUGGCAAAACUCCAGCUGCUCCCACAGUGUUUGUUACCUGUGAGCAAAACAAAACAUGGGAAGCUUCUACAACAUGGAAGCUGCUGCACUUGGUAGCUCUGCUGAGCUAUUCAGUAGGAAUAGAGCCAUUUUGCUGGUUCUUUUGCAUUGGCAGUGCAAGUGUGGAUAAAAAUACAUGCAAGAAUGGUAUAAACACAAUUUGGUGAAUAUUUUCACAGGUUGCUGUGCUAAGUACUUUUUUAUCUCAUAUUGUAGGCCACAGGUACAUGCUACACUGGUUUCUAAAUAACAAUUUUAUGUUCUGCUGAGCUGCAAAGCUGGGCAUUUACUCCCUUGUGGGAGCUGCUCAAAUAGAUGCUUUAACAAAAGCAGGGAAUCUGCUCAGUAAAUCAUCAGCAGGUUCUGUUGUCUGCAGGAUGUCUUUGAACACCAAAGGAGUCAUCAGUUCUUCGUGAUGAUUAGAGGAUUGUAAUUUUCAAAAGCUAUGUUGUUUCCAUUACCCCUGGGUGACAUUACUGGCAACAUAUUUGAUAGCAGAAGUUGUGUUCUUAGGUGUUUUGUGUCAGUUGUCUUUGAGUCACCAAGUUAAAUUGUAGUAAAAAGAAAAUAAAAAUCUCUAUUCCUACCUCUUUCUCAUUUUGUAAAAUGCUUCCACCCUCUUAGAAGGUAAAGUUAUGAGAAAUGUGAUAGAGAGACUGAUAGGCAAAUUUCCUUGCCAACCAAUCAGCUACUCCUAAAAGAAUGUCAUCCUGGGAAUACUCCUCUCAGAUUUAUUUAGCACUAAACAGUGUUUAAUGCCAAGUAUCUGCUUUUGGUCUUGCAAAAAACAAAGUCAAAAUAUUGUGGAAGAAUAGAUGUUUGUCUUGAAAGAAUUGAAGGACUUUGGUUUGGACUUAGCAGUUUUCUCAUCUCUAUUUCAGUUGCACCUGUCAGUGUAUCAUUGAGAACACUUAAAUGUAUGAACAUUUAGAUGUAUGAGAGUUAAAAAGAACAUUAACUUCUCUACAAUACCAUUGCAAGUAUUAAAAUGUUGCUGCCAAGUAGAAAUAAAAUAAUUAUUUUAGGAAAGUUACUUUGAGGCACCUGUGAAUGUUGUAUUUCUGGGUUAAUUUUAAAGAAAUUGACAAUUGACCCUUUCAAAAUUAGUUUUGAGAUAUGUUAGAGAUUAAAACAUUUGCUCAGACUCAGUUAACUACAGAUUAAUGCAACAAUUAUAUUUCAUUCAAUAACUUCAUCCCCACAAGGGAUAGGUCAUGUACAGCAGAUGUGCCACAGUUUUAGUGUAAGGAAUGAACCUAUUUAAAGUAAGAUUUUUGAAUACACAGACAUGAAUAUAUUUGCAUGUGAAGAUAGAGGUACAACUGUUCUGCUGUUAUUGCAUCUUCAGAUAAACAAUAAGAUGAAAGGCAUACAAGCAAUCCCUGAAGUGCUGUCAAACAAUAUUGAAGCAAAGUAAGGAAGUUUUAAAUACAAUUUUGAAUCGGUUGAUUUCUCAACAAGUGAGUUGGCGAUGACAUGACACUUGUGAAGGUUAUCAGGGUGCAUAUCUGUGCCUUCUACUGGAAUGAAUGGCAGCACUCAGCUCAAGCACCCUACAGCAGGUUGGUGCUGGAUUGCUCCCCUGUGUUACAGCUGGGCACUGCAUGGCUUCAGUGCCUCCUCACCACUCCCAGCUGUGCUGUGUAACAGGAAUAAAUUCACUGGUACAAUGUAGUAAGCACUCUGGAAUAAAAUUUACAUGAACAAACUGGAAACAGCAUUUGCUUAAAUAUGGGACUUUUAAUUAGUAAAGCACCUUCUAAUGCCUGAAACAUGCUAAUGAAACUAAUUUAUUGCUGUGUUAAUUGAUUGAUCUAAUGUAGAGACAUUACACAAUAUUUAUCUUUCAGUUGAACUGUGUUGCCAAGCACUGAUGAAUGUUGAAGUAAAAAUAUCUUAGAUAUCUAAAGUUUGAUUAUCAUGUUCAGAUAAUGUAGGAAGUUUCAGUGCGAAAAGUGUGAUAUUCUUUUGAGGAAUUUUUGUUGAUGAUAGAAUUAAAAUACUUGAUUUUGAGUGGAUUGUUUUUAACAAACAUAGAGUUGUCUCACUGUUAUUCUUGGGUUCUGCAUUCCUCACUUUGUAACUGACAGUUUUGGUUUUAGUCUUUCAUAACCUAUGAUGCUUGACAUCAGACUUAAAAAAAGCAUCAUGCUUGUUUUGAUCUAAGUGAAAUGUGAAGAAGUAGGGCAAAAAUUGUUUGGUCAAAGUAUAUGAAAAUUCAAACUUCCAUCUCUCUCCUUUCUGCCAGAAUUGCUUGUUACAUUGUGUUUUGUGGUUUUGCACAUAUUGGUGUUGAAGAUGUGUAUUACAUGCCAUUUUUAAAUGUCUUAAAGUUUUCAUUUCCCUGCUCUGGGUAAUUAAGAGUGUUUAUGAAUGUUAGAGAGAAAAGAAGAAAGGAAAAAAUACAUCAGCAGGAAUAGAAACAGUGAUAAAGUGGGCAAGAAAAUGCAGGAAGAAAGAGACAUGGGAUGCUUGAUGUUAAAAGCAAGAGGGGUUGACUAUAGUAGGGAACUCUGGAUAAACACUGGUACUUUAGGCUUUCUAGAAGCAUUUGGCUUUAUACAGCUGGUUUUAUCCAAACAUAUGAAGAUGAUAUGAUUGAAGGUUUUCAUUUUACAGUGGGUCUAUCUGGGCUUUGACAGGUGACUUGUGAAAUAAUUAAAGCUUUGUAUAGGACAUGAAAAACUGACACACAUUCCCAUUGAUUAUUCAAGUCUGUCAGGGAGCAUUUAUUGCAAUUCUGCUGCUCCUUUGCACAGGGUGAAGAGCUGUUCUGCAUCCUCUCGUUUUGUUCAGACUGAAGGUUUGCAAAAUCAUUUCUUACCAGUGGUGUGUCUUUUUAAAUGGUCAGAAUAGGUUCUAAAAUCUCUGACCUGAGCUAGGGAAGGGUGCUUAUCACAGCAAUACCAUUAAUAGCAGUCACAGUCUUCAGACAGUUGCUGGAGAUGGAAAUAUAUUCCAAAUGCCCAUCAGCACUGAAGGUAUUUGCUGACUUCAGCUUGGUUCUGCUGUUAUUUUUACAGAAGUUAACAGUCAAGUAAUUGCUCACUGGAGUUUAAAUGACAUUUUUUGAUCAGGAAGAAUAUUUUGCAUAGUCCCUAAUGAUUUACAUGAGGCAUAUAAAAUAACCAACAAGAUAUGCCUUUUGUAUAAAAACACUGUAAUCCUUUACAUAUCAGAUAAAAAUGAAACAAGGUCCAAAUUUGGAGUCAGAAUAUAUGUUUUGAUAUAUUUAAAACUAUUUUUGUAGUUGCUGAUUUUCUUCUCAAUUGUUAAAGUAAAAAGGAUUAGAGAAUCUGUUUGGUUUUCUUAGUUCUUUAUUUCUCUCAGCUGCAUUUCUACAGGUUGUUUCUUUUCAGCAGCUGGUCUUAUUAAAUUUGCCAGCACUGCCCAAUGCAAAUAAGUUUUAUUCAGAUGAAAGAAUAUGUUUAUGUCUCUUGACUACAGUUUUAAGGCACCACUGAGUAAGAAGUGUUUGAAUAUUCAGAAGUACAAUUGGAAAGACUUUGUCCUGCAGGGAUGGGUAAUAGUGAAAGUAUUACAGAAACACUAAGCUCACCCUAAUGAAACACCUCAGUGUGGCAGUGUUCCAGGGCUUAGAUACCUCAAAGAAAAGGUGUUCUUCAUUUUUGUGUUGGUGUGAUGCUCAGUAAAGCUGGGGUGCCAUUCACCAACUCCAUAAUGCUGAAGGGGAUUAUGUAUUGUAUUUAUUGCCUUACCAUUAAAAAAAAAAAAUCAACUUCACUUUGAAAUAGUGUGACUUACACCAAUUACCAUCUCAAUAAAGUCAGUGAGGCUUGCUUUGCUGAAUUAAUUGCUAUGAAUUGUUCAACAGGCCUCACAAAUAGGUGUUUAUGAGCAUAUUUCCAUCAAUUAGAUUUUUAUCAUGCUUCUUUAUAUUCAGAGUGACCUUUACAGUGCUUGUGAGAAGAAUAAUUUAGUGCAUACUGUACAAGGAUUGAAUACUCUCCAGUCACCAUUGGAAACAUUUGAGGGCUUGUGAUCUUCACAGUCGCCUUGGAAUAAACUCUUGUUUAAUGCUGCCUGAGAAAAUAAGAAUUAUGUUUAAAAUUCCUGAAACAAAUGACAAAGAGGCUAUGUUAUGAUACUUCUUUUGCAUGUGUAGAAAAUAGAAAGCAAGUAGAUUGACAGCAACAGUUAUAAAGCACUUUGUGUGUUGCUAACUGGUGUAUAUUGGUUUUAUUUAUAAUCACAUUAUUUAUCAAGCUCUGGAACAAAUAGAGAUUAUGUUGGAAACAGCCAUGGUCAAUGUAAGAGCACACUUCAGUGCUGCACCAAAGGAGCUAGUCCUUAGCUAGGACAGGGUUUUUGAACUCUGGGGUUUGUGUCUCUAACACUCUGAACUUGUAGCAGUGCAAGAAGAGGUUAAGAUUUUGUGGAUAAAAGAACACACAGUUAAAGUUUUGUGUCAUUACAGCACUGGUCCUGUUUCCUUGGUUACAAGUCACAUGCACUCCCUUGUUAAAAAGUGAAUUUUUUAUGUAUUCAGGCAUUUCUGUACUGAGCAGGUGUUUCUGAAAUUGGUAGCAAAAAAUGGGCUCUAGAGCCAGGAAAGAAAGUUUCAAUUUGGAGGUUGGGCAUUCCUGUCAGCAUAUUUACUGCACACUCAUGUCUGGCAGGGAGUUGCCAAGGUGGAUUUGAUUAACUAAAUCAGAAACUGUUUCUAAUUUUAAACACACACAAAAAUCCUGCUUCUGUUUUGUCCAUACCUAACUCAUAAACAAUGGAUCCAAUAUUUUUUAAAGCUCCUUAUACUAUUUUUGGCAUAAGGAACUUUAAGAACAAAUUUUUGCAUCCAGGCUAUGAAAAGUGGAAUGUUAGAAAUGCUAAUAUAGUUAAGUGUGCAGGACUUCAAAGUUCUGUCCUCAUUCUUGAUAGCAUGAAAGCACUUUACUGUGGGAUAAGGUAUGGAACAAUCAGUUUACUUUUUUUUUUUGCUUUCAGCUAUGUUGACAGCCAUUUUGAGACCAUUUCUUUGUAGUGUGGUGUGGUUGUUUUAAGUGAGUAAAAUAAUAAAGAUGUUCUUGUCAGAUGAGCCAUAUGACAGCUGUACCUGACACUCAAAUAUAGAGUUGCUGUGCCUUUCUUGUAAGCACUGUGGUUUCUACCAAUAUUCUCACUUUAUUCCCUUCUGAUUAUCAGCACUGCUCAAUAUAUUGAAUUAAUGACAUACAGGAAUAGAAUUUAACCCAAGAAGAUGUCAUUAUCAUAACAUGUUAAAGUGCACAGCACAGUGUCAAGGUGGUAGUUUAAAUUAAUUUAACAGCAGUACAUAAAAACAGAAAAGUCCAGAUUGCAAGAGUCUGCACUUGUUCAUAAGAGUCAUUCUUUCAACUGGAGACACUUGUUCAUUAAGAACUUUCAAGUGAGGUUUUCAGCCUGGAGGAGUGUACUGAAAAUACUGGAAUUUUUCACAAAAUGUAUUUGGAAAGGUAGAGAGAACAAAAAUUUGUCAAAUACUCAAGUAGGAUAAGCUCACUGAGCUUGGGCAGUCCAGUGUCACACUGUGAUUGAGGUGUGGGUGGCUGAAAACCAGACUGAGUCAACAGGGACUUGAGGCCUAUAUUGUAUUAAAGGAAAUGUGAAAUGAGGGCAAACUGAACCAUCAAACAGGUGAAUCAAUUUUAAAGAGACAAUUAAAUGUUAUUAAUACAGGAGGGAAUUGUUUUAUGUGGGGAGCUGUGGGAAUGAUGAUUUCUGGACAACAGAGGUUUGACGCACCAAUGUAGAAUCAGCUUAGCACAGGAGUUUGUUGGGAGAAGAAUGGGGUAUGAACAGGAGCAAACAAUAGCUGGGUUUUAGUGGGUAACAGUGUUGUGCUGUCAGUGUGAAUUAUUAUAGAAAGAAAACUGGAGAAGGUAGGGAAUACAAGAAUAAAUGACUUGAAUAAGAGUAGAGGAAUGUUGUAAAAUGUAACAGGAGCAAGAGACUGAAUGAGACAGACUGGAUUGAUUGAAGAGAAUGCAAGUUAAAAUGAUGUGAAAAUGGUGGAAAAGAAUGUAAAAAAAGAGAGCACUUGCACAGGAUUUAUUUUCCUUUACUGCAUUUUAUGCACACAUAGAAGAAGCCAUUUCAUUAGAAGGGUAUUGGGAUUUUCUUUCAUUUUUUGAAAUGGCAGUGGUAGCUGAACUAGCAACCAAAGGUGUUCACCAUAGACACAGAAUUUUUAUUUAAACACUAUGUGGAAGGUAUUUUGUCUUCUGUAAACAAGGCUUUAAAAAAAUAUACAUGGGUGAUUCUGGUAUUUUUGAAUAUUCUUAUUGUGUAUAAAGAUUCAGCUCCAUGUAGCAUCUUGGGUUGAGAAGGUGUGGUGCAAUGAGCAUUCUGCAUUCAGCGUUACUCCUUGUACAGAGCAAUGUAAAUGCCUGGCAAGAGGAGAUCCCUCUGCUUUGGUUGUCUGACCAGCUUGGUGGUCAUUCAUUGGACCUGUUCUCUGUGUGCUGGGACAAAACUGCCUCUCAUCCUUUAAUCCUCAGCUCUGUAAGCUUCCAUUCUCUCCAUUUCAUACCCUGAAUAUACUUCUGUGAAGUGCUUUCAGCAUAAUUCAGGAUAAUUUUUUUUUUUUUUUUUAAGUACUGGAAACUUGGAAAAUGCACAAGCAAACAGCUUCUAUCUUCAACUUUAUUGUCUGCAUACUUUAAAAUCAAUUUUUGCUCAUGUAAACAUUUAGUAGAUUCUGAAGUAAUUUAUAUGUUUAUCCAUUCCAUUAAGCAGUAGAUGUACUCUACUCAUCCUGAAACCCUAGAAUCUGGAUUUCCUCAGUAGGAAACAAUUUCUUGUGCAGUUCUAAAACUCUGCUGUCACUGUUCAUUGGUAUCAGGAUACUGUUAGUGGACAUAUGAAAUUACAAAAUGUGCAUGUGUGGGGCAUAUGCAAAUACACACAAAACUAAAUCUAGGUGGCAAUUUUAAUAUUAAAAUGUAGAUAUUUGUGGCAUCAUCUGUGUCAGUUUACUGUGCUCAUUCUCCAGGCCUAGGGUGUGAACUCCACGGAAGGAUAAAGGGUGAGAUCCUUGUGCCUUGGAGAGCCAGCCCGGGGGGACAGGGGACCCUCCUGGGUGGGCUGUGCUUGGCUCGGAGCGCGUUGGCACCUUGGGCUCAUUGUGGUUUUGUCUUUGAGCUGUGCCUGCAGCUCAGUCUGUGCCAGACCAGCUCAGCCAGGCCUGCCCAGAGCCUCAAGUCUGCCUGGCAGCUCCACUUCCCACUUGUCCCACUUGUCUGUGUGAGAUUCAGUCUCCCUGAGGACUGGGGUGGUGCUCUGUUCUGCAGCUCUUGCUGGGUUUAUGGGCUCUUUGUGCUGUGUUUGUCUCCAGGAGCAAUGCCAAGGGGCUGUACCUAAAACCUGGAUUAAAAAAGUGCAUGUUUUAGUUCUCAUGCAAAAUAAUUAAUCAAGAGUUGCAAAGCACAACCAUGAAAACAGUCAAAUACAAACCAAUGCCUGUAAACCCGCUCUCCAUUACCUUCCCAGUCUGCACCUGAUUACUGACAACUGUAAAACACUGACACCAAAAUUUUCACCAAAGUUUGAGAGUUUGACAUCUCUACAGGAUUGAUAAAAGUUUUCUUACUAAGCACAUAGAACGUUUCUACUUGAAUAGCUAAGAAAUAUAACAGGGCAUUUUGUUUCUUCUUUCCUUCAAAUUAUAGUAAUUAUGAAAGAUUCAGACUUUUUUUUGUUGAUUAACUAAGUAUACUUAAUUUGUAAAGGAAGAAGCAUGUAGUUAUUUCUUUUUACUGUCUUUCCAAUUGUCUAGUUAUUUCUUUUUACUGUGUAAAUCAGUUUCUGGCAUGAUUGUCUGAGUAGAAUUCUUUUUUAAAAUUGCUUUAAUGAUAUACGUAAUAUAAUGAAAAAGAGUUUGAUUCUCUGUUAUCCUACUUUUUCUAUUAAAUGGGACUAGACAUGUCUGAACAGUU
This is a messenger RNA of Parus major (Great Tit), 10884 nucleotides long. RefSeq names its product sorting nexin 29 (gene SNX29). Gene Ontology annotation, molecular function: phosphatidylinositol binding. The coding region runs from base 261 to 2954 and encodes 897 amino acids. The record is from RefSeq and is a predicted model, not a curated record. NCBI's taxonomy places the organism in Eukaryota, Metazoa, Chordata, Aves, Passeriformes, Paridae. The transcript is spliced from 25 exons.